CACAAACUAUACCGCUUUCUCUCUCUAAAACACCAAAUUCCCUUCUUCAAUGGACGAGCACACCUCCCCGCUCCUCCCCUUACACGGCGGCGAAGACUCAAUCCACCGCUCCAUAAGCUUCCACACCCAGAUCAAAUCCAUUUUCACCCUAAAAAACUUCUGCGUUUUGUUGGGUCCUCUAUUAUGCACCAUUAUAUGCCUGUCGGUUAAGCUGGAAGGACCAUCUCCGACCACCAGCCGGAACAUGCUCGGCGUCCUUGCGUGGGUGUUCGCAUGGUGGCUCACGGAGGCCGUCCCCAUGCCUAUCACCUCUAUGUCGCCGCUCUUCCUUUUCCCUAUCUUUGGGAUAGCCGCCGCCGAUGAUGUGGCCCACUCUUACAUGGAUGAUGUCAUCUCCCUUGUUCUUGGAAGUUUUAUACUUGCUCUUGCUGUUGAGCAUUACAACAUCCAUAGACGAUUAGCCUUCAAUAUAACACUGCUGUUUUGUGGGGAUCCACUAAACCCACAACUUCUUCUGCUCGGAAUAUGCGCCACGACAGCAUUUGUAAGCAUGUGGCUGCACAAUGUGGCGGCCGCCGUCAUGAUGAUGCCGGUGGCGACCGGAAUCCUCCAGCGGUUACCGUCGGGAUCCGGUGAAUCGACGGUGAUAACUAAGUUUUGUAAAGCGGUGGUCCUUGGAGUGAUAUACUCGGCGGCGAUAGGAGGAAUGAGCACCUUAACAGGGACAGGUGUCAACCUCAUAUUGGUUGGGAUGUGGAGGAGCUAUUUUCCGGAAGCAGAUCCGAUAAGUUUUAACACAUGGUUUUACUUCGGAUUUCCAAUGGCAGUUUUGUUAUUUUUUGCUUUGUGGGCCAUACUUUGUGUUAUUUAUUGCCCAAGAGGAUCUGGUGAUGUCUUGUCAGCUUAUUUGGAUAAAGCCCAUUUAAAGAGGGAGCUUGACUUGUUAGGUCCAAUGGCUUUUGCUGAAAAGAUGGUGUUAGCUGUGUUUUCUAUGUUAAUUGUUUUGUGGAUGACACGAAGCAUAACCGAUGAUAUACCUGGAUGGGGUGCCCUUUUCAAUGACCGUGUUGGUGAUGGAACCGUUAGUGUAAUGAUGGCAACUUUACUCUUCAUAAUCCCUAACAAGAAGCAAUUAGGAGAGAAGCUAAUGGAUUGGAAUAAAUGCAAGAAAUUACCAUGGAAUAUCGUUUUGUUACUUGGAGCUGGUUUUGCAAUAGCAGAUGGAGUAAGAACAAGUGGUCUCGCUGAUGAAUUAUCCAAAACCCUACAAUUUUUAGCACACGUACCAUACUUAGCAGUUGCCCCGACGAUUUGUCUCAUAAGUGGAGGCAUUACCGAGUUUACCUCAAACAAUGCCACAACUACCCUUCUCAUUCCACUAUUGAUCCAAAUUGCACAAACGAUUAAUGUCCACCCUCUUCUCCUUAUGAUUCCUGGAUCCAUUGGAGCUCAAUUUGCUUUCUUACUUCCUACUGGAACCGCUUCAAAUAUUGUAGGGUUCACAACUGGACAUAUUGAUAUCGUAGAUAUGCUUAAAACUGGCUUGCCACUGAAAAUUGUUGGAACGGUUGUAUUAUCGGUUUUAAUGCCUACUCUUGGAGUGCUCGUCUUUGUGAAGAACAAAGAGAUACCAUUUUGAAAUAUUCAAGAUUAAUUUUUGUUAAUGUUUGUAACCCCUCCAAAAUGUAUGUAUAUUGUAGCAACAUGGGGCUCCUUUCUUGUUUGUAUCAUUUUACUAGAAUAUAGUACAUAUGGCGUAAACGACCAGUCGACCACAAAGGAGGUUGUGCAAAAAAUUUCAUUUUUGUAUAUUUUUUUUAUUUA
Lactuca virosa is the source of this 1824-nucleotide messenger RNA. NCBI's taxonomy places the organism in Eukaryota, Viridiplantae, Streptophyta, Magnoliopsida, Asterales, Asteraceae. The record is from the annotation of a GenBank genome assembly.